UCAAGGGUUUGGCAUCCUUCUAGAGCAGAAAGAAAACUGCUCCUACAAGCUUUAACCAGUGCUCUGCUGGACACUGAUAGAAGCCACAAGACUGCUCUAACUGCUGAUGAGAAAAGGUAUUUAGCAGUUUUUAUUUACUAAAAUAAUUGCACUUCCGUGUUGUGUGUACUGUGGGAGACCAGAUGUAGUGAAUGCAGGGUCCUGGGUUUAGUAACACUUUAAGGUUCUUUUGGAAAAGAUGGGAAAGGA
Staurois parvus is the source of this 249-nucleotide messenger RNA. The record is from the annotation of a GenBank genome assembly. NCBI's taxonomy places the organism in Eukaryota, Metazoa, Chordata, Amphibia, Anura, Ranidae.